UCGAAAGAGGAAGUAAAUAUAGGACAAAAAUGGCGACAGGUGGGAGUGAAGUUACCUCUGAUGAAAUAUUUAACUUCAAAUGCUCUACUUGUGUUAAUUUGAAUAAGAACAGGGAAGCUGUGAAAUACUGUGUUGAAUGCCAGGGAUAUUGUUGUCAGUCAUGUGUAGACAUGCACAGUGUCUUUCCAACUUUAAAAGGUCAUAGCCUCUUAGAUAAGUCAAGUUUUAAGUCUACCACUUUCACAACAGAUCUACCAGAGAUACCGACAGUUAGAUGUAACUACCAUGAGACAAAGGUUGUGGAUAUGUACUGUGAAAACCAUGACGUGGUCGGAUGUACAACUUGCAUGGCGUUAAACCACAGAAGCUGCAAAGACGUCCAGUCGAUACCUGAUGUUAUUGAUACGAAAUUUCAGAGAUUGGAUGUGGACACAACGGUUCAAAGGUUGUUAGAUACGAAGAUUACAAUGACCAAAAUGAAGGAAUCCAGAGAAAUCUUUUUACAAAAAUUACUAAAAUCUAAGAGUACAACUAUAAAUGCCAUCAAGAAAUACCGACAAGAAAUGGAAAUGCUGCUUGAAAAUAUGGAAAAAGAAUCAAUAAAGGAAGUCGAGAAGAAAUUUAGUGAAAUAGAAUAUAUUCUGCACCAAGAGAAAAACAAAGCAGAAAAGGAAGAGGAUACAUUGAAACGAGAUGCUGAUAACCUACAGAAGUCAGACGGAAAUCGAGCUCAACAAUUCGUCUAUAUGAAAACUGCCCAGACGAAAUUUGCUGAAGCUGAAAUUGUUUUGCGUUCACUGAAGGAGCGCAAUGACACAACGUUAUCUUUUGUAGAAAAUCCUGAAAUGCGAAAGUUCUUGCAACAAAUAAAGACAUUGGGUACCGUCAAAAGUCCUCGUCCCGCUCCUUCCCAGCCAAGGACUACCUUGUACACAGUCACGAAUACCCGGUCAUUGAAUGUUAAAACAUCAAGUGACACAUCCCGUUGUAGUGUGCAUGGUUCUUGUUUCACAGACAAUGGUUUUCUUCUUGCUGACUUUAACAAUAAAAAUCUCAAACGAGUAGACAUUGUAAAAAUGUCAGUUGUCGACCAAUGCGACCUCCCAUCUCAGCCGAAUGGAGUCUGCUGUAUAAGUAAACAAGAGGCAGCAGUAAGUUUAUGCAACAAUAGCAUGCAGUUCAUGUCAUUGGAUACUCGAAUGUCAUGCACACGGCAUAUUAAACUAGACCAUGGAGCCUAUGGAAUUGCUUACAAAGAUAAAAGAUUGUACAUUACUGACUACAAUAAAUCACUUUACAUACAUGAUAUGACGGGCAACCUGCUACAGACCGUAUUAAAUGGCAGUUCCGACAAUGAUUUAUUCCGUUUAUGUUGGCACCUUACGUUCAAUGAUAAUGAUGAUGAUGAUGAUACUUUGUCUGUAACUACUUAUAAUGGUUUGGUAAUUUUUAACGCCGAGGGACAGCAUGUACAAACAUAUUAUGAAGCAAAGUUAAAGGACGUUAUUGGAGUUUGUACAGACAAAAGAGGAAAUAUUUUUGCAAGUGCGUAUGGUUCAAACAAAGUCAUACAGGUAGAACAAGGGGGAAUGAAGGAGCUUGGUGUGGUCGCUCAAGGUUCUGACGGAGUGAAACGGCCAUAUUCUGUUUGUUUCGAUCCGUGUCAAAAUGUAUUAAUUGUUACUCAGUCCAGUGCCGACAAUAUUGUACUCUUUGAAUUGCAAUGAUUAAAAAUAACUGAGUGAUGUCAACACGGAAGUUAAAUUAUUCAAAGUAUUGAUUGAUUGAUUUAUUUUUCAGUAUAUAAAACACAUGAAAUGGUACAACACAAAAUUAAAACAAAUUUCAAAUAUCACAUAUACAAUGACUAGGAAUUAAAACAUAUUGAAAGACAAUUAAGAAACAUUACUAAUUUAAAAUACCAAAAACUGCAGAAAAAAAUGUACCAGGACAUGUAUUCAUAUACCCAGGAUGACACAAAAAAGGGGAAUGUGAAACCCCUUAUUUCCAUUGUGGUCCUAGAUGAAUGAUGACAUGUCCUAGCAAGGCACAACAACUUGUAAUAAAUGGUGGUAACUUGAGCAAGUUUUUAGCAGUUUAAAAAAAAUAUCACAGUAAAACAAUCACAGUAUAAUUAGAAAAGACAAAUGUAACUACAAGCUAUGUAGGAGAUGAUUUUUUACUGAAACCUUGAACUGCUGCAUGUUUGCAGAAUUUUUAACAUUAUGUGGCAAAUUAUUCCACAAAGAACAACCAUUAUAGCUGAAUGACUUUUUACCAAAUCCUUUGACUUUAGGAAUGCUGAAGCAUGACCAUUUACUAAACCUGGUAUUGUGACUAUGUACAGAACUGGCUUGAGUAAAAUACUCAUUCAUGUAAGAAGGGGCAGAACCUGAAUGUAUUUUAAAAACGUGAUUUAGAGUUAUUUGUUCUACUCUUCUUGUGACAGGUAACCAGCCCAACUGUAAGAAGUGUUCUGUAUCAAUAUGACUUCUUUGAUCAAGUCUAAGGACAAACCUAAUGAUCUUGUUUUGAGUAACCUGGAGCCUAUUCUUCAGACUCUGAGAAAUGCCAUAUAUUUCAUAUAUGUCCACUGACAUGCUUCAGUUAUUUAUUUAAGUUAUAGUCUAUGAUUAUGUCAUUUCCUGUCUAGAUAUGAAGUGUUUUGUGGUGUUUAAGUGUGUGGGUAUUUCAUAUAUCCAGUUAUUAACUAUAAAUACAUGUAGUUCAAUUUUUUAACUGACACAAGGGAAGACAUUUCUUUUUCUUCAUCUUGAUUUAUUUGAUCCGCUGUUUAAUACUAUUAAAGUAAUAGUUUUCAACGACACGACGGUUAUUGGGAUAUCAAAUCACAUGUGUAAAUUCGAGGGUUAAUGCGUGUUUUCCAUAAGACGUCGAUCGUGGAAAUAAAUGUUCGUAGCCUACCAAGCGAUGUGCCCUUGGAAUAUACAUCAGGGGUAUAAAAACAAAGACAAAUAUCAAACAGGGAAUGCCACGCACCAAAAACGCAGCCUCCUCAAAACGAAACCCACAGCACGCAGACGCGUGCACCACACACACACACACACACACACACACACACACACACCCAAACACACACACACACACACACACACACAAA
Messenger RNA from Mercenaria mercenaria, 3121 nucleotides. RefSeq lists its product as uncharacterized. Gene Ontology annotation, cellular component: nucleoplasm; chromatin. Bases 30 to 1727 code for a protein of 565 amino acids. NCBI's taxonomy places the organism in Eukaryota, Metazoa, Mollusca, Bivalvia, Venerida, Veneridae. The record is from RefSeq and is a predicted model, not a curated record. Gene Ontology annotation, molecular function: zinc ion binding; ubiquitin-protein transferase activity. Gene Ontology annotation, biological process: positive regulation of DNA-templated transcription. The transcript has 2 exons.